Molecule: messenger RNA, 1547 nt
Organism: Leptinotarsa decemlineata (Colorado potato beetle)
Lineage: Eukaryota; Metazoa; Arthropoda; Insecta; Coleoptera; Chrysomelidae
Gene: Rbsn-5
Product: Rabenosyn-5
Molecular function (GO): metal ion binding
Source: RefSeq, a predicted model, not a curated record
GCAACUCGGUAGUUUAGACACUCCACAUAAUUUGAAUUUUUAGGUUAAAAUAAAGGAAAAACUUUUAGGGGUGGAAGUUAACGAAAUGUGAAUAUCUUUUUUAUAUAUUCCUAUACAAUGGCAGAAGCUAACUCCAUCCAAGAAGGUUUUUUAUGUCCUAUAUGUCACAAGGAUUUGCGCUCUGCCAAUAAUCUAAUAAGUCAUUUUCAAGAUUUGCACUCUGAAGAAAAGGAUAUAUUGAGGUCAAUAAAAGAUAUUUAUGGAAUAGUCAAAAAGAAAAUACUCACUCUUGAUGACCAAGAUCUUGAAUCAUUCAAGAAGGAAAUAUCCCUUGAAAAAGAAAAGUUUCAUUUAGAAUACAGCGAACCGCAAGAUCCUGGCCUCACACAGUCACACACGGAUUAUUAUAAAUCUUCGAGAAGGGAGAAGCUAGAUCAUAAAACUGCUGAAACCAAUAAAUUAAUCAUUAGACUAGACAGACUGCUUCACGUCAAUGGGCCAGAUCGUAAACAGCACGAACAAGAACUAGUUGCUUGGCUGGAUGGAACAACAGUCAGUCGUUGCCCGUCCUGCACGUCUGCCUUCAAUAUUACAAGGCGACAGCACCACUGCCGAUUGUGUGGAAGUAUCAUGUGCAACUCAUGUUCGUACUUUUUACCUUAUGAGACCGCUCAGACAAUAGUUGCACCUGUCAAUAAUAUCAGCGGCAGAGAGCAAGGCCCGUCAAAGGAAUCUGAAAGUCUGAGGAUAUGUUACCACUGUCUAGAUAUGUUGGAAGGCAGGCGGAGAGUCCAAAUUGAACAAGUCAUGCAACCCAUCAUAUGUCAGCUGUACUCCCACUUGCAGAAAAAUAAAUCCCAAGCACAAAACUCUGUGGACAUGUACAACAAGAUGUUCAAUUCUCUUUUAUCUGGUGAAACUACAUACCUGCUUCAAGAUCUACAGUCUCUGAGGGCUACAAUAGCAGACAAAGCACAGAUGAUAGAUACCAUCAGCAAGAAAAUCGACUCACUUCCAGUCGAUGCGGAUUUCCCAAAAGCAGCAAUUUUGCAGACGAACGUUCGAAAGGCAACGUCCGCAUACAUAAAAGAUUACCUCCUCACUCUACCUCCUCCCCCUACCCUUCAGGAGCUAGAAAGGGCCAAGCGGGAACGCUCAGCACGACUAGUAGAAGAGGAUUUUGUACCAACUCGCAAUACAACGGUAAAAAGGAUUGCUGUUACCACCGGAUGGUCUCCAGCGCAUAUUCCUAAUGAGACGACAGUGGUAGAGGAAGGUGAUCCCUUGCUGGAACAGAUAAAUAUCGUGAAGAAUUACAUCACGCAAGCUAGGGCUGCUCAAAGGUUCGAAGAAGUGGCAUCUCUGCAAGAAAACCUCAAUAUGUUGAAACAGAUGUAUCAAAAACAGCAAUUCAGCAAAGUAAGAGGGGAUUAGCAUAAUGGUUAAAGUUGAAACAUUCCAUUUUUAUAUGAGAAAAUAUUAUGAUUUAUACUGUUUCUGUAUUUUUUAUUUACGGAUCUAAUCUAGUCAAUAAAAUAUUAAACAUC